Messenger RNA from Zingiber officinale, 917 nucleotides. RefSeq lists its product as uncharacterized. The transcript is spliced from 2 exons. Lineage: Eukaryota; Viridiplantae; Streptophyta; Magnoliopsida; Zingiberales; Zingiberaceae. The record is from RefSeq and is a predicted model, not a curated record. The coding region runs from base 35 to 571 and encodes 178 amino acids.
ACCCAGCCAUCCCGGCCAUAGCGACCAAAGGGAGAUGGGAACUUACUCUACAGAAGUGAGGGAGGAGGAGGUGGAGGAGACGGCGGUGCCGGCGUGGUCGGCUCAAGUGGAACAGGGGAAAGAGCAUGAUGCGGCGGAGAAGGAGCAGUAUCCGCAGAAGCGGAGCAGGGUGAAGCUCGAGGGCUACGUGGACGGAGGAGAGGCGGACGGCGAGGGACAAGGCCCGGACGACGCGGCGUGGACCAGGAGCUUGACGGAAGGUGACCUCGAGGAGCUCAAAGGGUGCCUCGACCUCGGAUUCGGUUUCAGCUACGAGGAGAUCCCCGGGCUCUGUAACACGCUCCCGGCGUUGGAGCUCUGCUACUCGAUGAGUCGUGGCUUCUUCAGCGAUCGUCGGCAGCUGCACCAACGACCGCUCGCCGACGCCGCCAUCGAUCCGUGCGCGUCUCCGCCGUCUCCUCCCGUUGCCAACUGGAAGAUCUCCAGCCCUGGAGAUCAUCCGGAUGAAGUUAAAGCGAGGUUAAAGUAUUGGGCUCGAGCAGUGGCUUGUACUAUUAAACUAUGCAAUUGACAAAAGUUGCAUCUGUUUAACUUCUCCUGAACUCUGAAGGUUGGAAGAAAUGAGCAGUGAGCUAAUGGAGUUUGGUGCUGAAUCUAAUCUUUUUUUUUGGCAGAUUUAAUCCUCUGCUUAGCACAUCAAAGAUGCUGCAAUUUUUUGCUGGAGAUUUUCAUAUCAGAAUCGUACAUAGUAAGUAGAUCACAAGUGAGGCAUAGAAGAAGAGUGAAACAAUUUCAUGUAUGAUAGAUAGCAUAGUGAAGUACUUUUCUUCUUUCUUAUACUGUUAGUAUCUGUAUAGUAUCUGGUGUAACAUAAGUAUAAAAAUGGAUUUUGGAUGUUCUCGAUCCUAUUAUGAUCA